Pseudocercospora fijiensis CIRAD86 is the source of this 1278-nucleotide messenger RNA. RefSeq lists its product as uncharacterized. The record is from RefSeq and is a predicted model, not a curated record. Bases 1 to 1278 code for a protein of 425 amino acids. The transcript is spliced from 13 exons. NCBI's taxonomy places the organism in Eukaryota, Fungi, Ascomycota, Dothideomycetes, Mycosphaerellales, Mycosphaerellaceae.
AUGGUGUCGCCUUGGUAUACGCCGGAGUUUUGCGAUGUAAGCUUGAGUCGCGUGGUGAAGGCGCCUCGAUUCAGGGGGCGAGAAGUUUUUGACGACAAAGUUGGCUUACGAUUCUGCUUCAAGCUUAGGCCGCUCCGUAUGGAUCCGCUACUUUGUGGCGUCGGUCUGCGAGGCGCUGGAAGCGUUUGUAGUGAUCUUGUUGGCCCAUCUGCCAAGCUUCACAUGCGGUCCGAGCUCACGUGCGCUCCGAGUUCACGAGUAUUAGUGACCCGUGCUCACUUUAAGAAGCACAAGCAAUUCCCACAAUCUUUCCUUCACGUGCGCUCCGCGUUCACGAGUGAAUCACACGGAAUGAGAUAUCCCGCAAGCCACUCCGCUAAUCUUUCCUGCACUUCUCACGCCAUUGAACAGACACACUCAGAUACCCAGGUCGCCAACCUGCUCUCCGCAGAGCUCCGCAACGAGAUCUACGAGCUCGCUCUGAAGCAGAAGGAAGACCAAGCAGUCGGCAUCACAAUUGACAGCUCCACCAAUAGGCUCACGACUCGAGCCAAAAAUGCAACAGCACUUACACGCACCUGCAAGCAGAUCAACCAAGAGAGUUCAGCCAUGUUCUACGCCGUGAACAACUUCGUCAUUUCGAAAGGACCUGGACCUGAGACUAAGGGCAAGAAGAAGAAUCAGACUCAUGAAGUCCAGAUCCUCGAACGCUUCCUCAAAAGCAUCGGUCCGAAGAACUGCGCUGUACUACUGCACUUGGAUGUACAGGUACAUCGCCCUUUCGCAGAUUCCUACCAGCAAGCUCCCGAAUUGAACAAAUUACUGAAAAUCGCGAACAAGUUCAAGCCAAAGCAUCUAGACUGUACAUUCAGUCUGGAGAGCAAGGUGGACCCAAGAGUCUCCCCGGAAAUUGUCUCGGUUAAGCUCGACGUACUGAAGGGGUGCCAGAGUACCCAGGAGGCGUUGAAUCUGCUCAUUUGGGCGAGCAGGAUGUCGUCAAUCUCUCUCGAGACUCAAGGUUAUGGCUCCUAUGAUGAUGAUUGUCGGGACUAUAUGGAUGGAAUAGAUCGUUUCGGGGUUGUGUGGUGGUGGAUGUAUUCAGAGGGUUUGAGUGGAAAGGGCGCAUGCUGCGCAACGCUUGCUGGAGAUGAGAUGAGCGCUCGCCAAUGGGGCGCUGUACUUCAUUCAUCAGCAGUCUCUUGGUCUUCACGGUUUUCCAAGACAGUAUCGGAGCCAAAUAUCCUGAACAGCUGCAAAGAAAGUGCAUUACCAACCUAG